Molecule: messenger RNA, 911 nt
Organism: Haliotis rufescens (red abalone)
Lineage: Eukaryota; Metazoa; Mollusca; Gastropoda; Lepetellida; Haliotidae
Exons: 6
Coding region: 83-748 (221 amino acids)
Source: RefSeq, a predicted model, not a curated record
CCUCUUGCGACACAGCCACGCAGGAUAAGAAUCAGGAAUCAGAAUCCUCUGUUACUCGCUGGGAAGAACCGACUUUACCACGAUGCUCUUGUUCGUCUUUGGUCUCAUCACCUUGUCAGUUCUCGGCACUAAGGGCGAUAAAGACGCUCUUCUAUACAGGGUGGACAUCUCCUUGCCCCCUGUGGAGGGGAGGGACGAGACAGCGGAUAUACUGUCGAUUAAGGAGACAGUGAAAGGUCUAACUGAUGUCGAUGUUCUAUUUUCCUUUAAGGAGCUCGGAAACCCAAAGAUAGUUCUUGUUCUUGACGUUGAGAAAGCCUGCAGUUGGCCCCAGUUGACAGGCUAUCUAUCAAGCCAGGGAUAUGUGUUCAGUGUGGAGGCACUCUACCACUGCAGUGACUACGCUCAGGAGCUUGGCGUCAACAUCCCCAAGGACAUGUGGGCAACAUCUUUCGGGGACGAGGAACUUAUCAUUGACGUGAACACAUUUCCUGUAAAAGAUUUGUCAACACUUGAGUACAACAAUCAGAUGAAGUGGAAAUUCGAGAGGGAUAUGGACAUACUCAAAUCCGGUCAGAAGGGCGCGUGUUUCAGAACUCUCGCAGACUUCCCUGUUCAGCUCAUGUACUUUGCCCCAGUUAACUCUUCUGGCAUUGAUGCAAUGGAAGAAUUUGUGCAUGCACCUGGGAACCUUGUGUCUGAAAUCACCCAAAUCCAAAACCUUGAGUAUUACACAGGACAGUGCUAAUGGAUAUGUGAGGUAUCCUCAGCAGGCAUUGUUCCAGUCUGAUGUAAUAAUGAUGUACGUUGACUUACAUCUUGAUAGAUCCUGAACUGGAUUUCUGAGGGGAAACCCAAAUGGAUGAUUAAUCGUGUAAUUUCUUGACUCGAAUAAAAAUAAUCAUAUCGUC